Molecule: messenger RNA, 2022 nt
Organism: Mugil cephalus (flathead mullet)
Lineage: Eukaryota; Metazoa; Chordata; Actinopteri; Mugiliformes; Mugilidae
Product: SUN domain-containing protein 1-like
Exons: 9
Coding region: 561-1484 (307 amino acids)
Biological process (GO): nuclear envelope organization
Cellular component (GO): meiotic nuclear membrane microtubule tethering complex; nuclear envelope
Molecular function (GO): protein-membrane adaptor activity
Source: RefSeq, a predicted model, not a curated record
AGCUGCGGUUAUCUUUACAAUGUAAGAUUUGUGUUCAUGUUGCGUGGGUGACAUAAGGAUUGAAGAUGUCUAACAUGACUCAUUAUAAGUGAUUUAUUGCUAAUUAAUAGUAUAAUUAUGGAAUAAUUUAUAAUAAUCCCAUAAAUAAUUAGAUGAGAAUAACAGACUGGUUCAUGACACGCGGUAGAGAUCAGCUGUGUUCCCUCAUUUGCAUAUAGAAUGUUGAGAUGUUCCGUGAAGACUUUAUGACAUCAUUAGAAUCUUUGGUCACAGACACACAGCUACCCCCAGAGAGUCAGAGACAAGCCGUAACAUCACUUUGUUUACAGCUUUCAGGUGUUCAGAAGGACCUCGGAUCCAGCCACAAACACUAACCUCAGAGUUUAGCUUUUGUUUUUCAGAUUUUCAAAGAUAUAAUCACUUCUGCUUUUGUUUUCAGGUGUUCCAGGUAUUAACCUCUUUUCUUUUUCAGGUUUUCCAGGUAAUUAACCUCUUUGCUUUUCAGUUUUUCCACUUAUUCUUUGUGACUAAUUCACCCGUGCACCAUCAAAUUAAGAGUCAUGUCACGAAGAAGUCUCCGCCUGCAAGAAGCAGGGUAUUACACUGAAGACGGAACUCCAACCGUCUCCUACAAGGAGAAAUUAAACAGGGUAUUUAACAGUAGGAGGAGGCACCAUGAUUCCUACAAUGAAAACAUUGUAAAGGACAAUCAUUGUAGAGGACAUGUCCCUCAUACCAUGAGCCAUCCACCAACAACAAAUGGGACACAGAGGACUGGGGUCAGGAGAACCAGAGUUCCAUUAAUGUCCAUGUUUACCUCAAAGAGAAUCUGUUUCGUCCUCACGUUUCUACGGGUUCUUGGAUUAAUAUUCACAUGUAUAAAAUUAAGAGAGGUCCACCAGGAGUUGCUGUCCCUCAGACAGCAGAUGGACAUGUUGGUCCCUCUGGCAGACACGAUGCCAAACUUUGCAUUAGAAUCUCAAGGUGCCAGAGUGAUUCAACAUUUAUCCUCACAGACAUAUUGGCCUGGAGAAGACCCAGGCUUAGUAUGUAGAUGGAUGUUCAAAUGGUGGUGCUCACUGAAAGCCCAGAGAAGAGUGAUUCAGGGACAUUCAGCUUUACGUCCGGGUCAAUGUUGGUGCUUUGCAGGUGAACAGGGACAUUUAUUUGUCUCCCUGUCUCAUCCGGUCUCUGUCUCUCAUGUGACCCUGGGCCACAUUCUUAAAAGCCAGUCCCCUGAUGGAAACAUUAAAAGUGCACCAAGGGAGUUUUCCAUAUAUGGAGCGAGGACCAAAGAUGAGGCAGGCACCUAUCUGGGAACAGUGGUCUAUGAUCUGGACGGAGCUAUGUUUCAGACCUUUAGUCUUUCUAAUCCAGACAACAGUGUUUUCAGAUAUGUGAAGCUACAGACUGAGAACAACUGGGGAAACAUAGACUACACCUGCCUCUACAGCUUCAGGGUUCAUGGAAAACUCCCUCCCUAACUGCACCUCCACUCAAAGGACAGCGUCUCCAUUGUUAAACCUGGGCCUUUCCCUCCAUGUAUUUGAGUGUAAAUGAUUGAUAGGGAUGAAACAUGGACAGUUGUCUAUUCCCGGUGCAUCUUAUUUCUGUCUGUCUACAGGGCCGGCCUCAAGCAGAUGGCUCCCCCCAUAUGAGCCGGGUUCUGCUCAAGGUUUCUUCCUGUUUAAAGGGAGUUUUUCCUUGCCACCGUCGCCUUAGUGCUUGCUCUGGAGGGUUCAGGCUCUUUAAAGUGUUUUCAGACAGUUAAGAUGCAUUUUAAGCAAUAUAGACUGAACUGAAUGGAACUUAAUUUUACUAAAUUUAAUUUAACUUAUCUCAACUAAAAUGAGGUAACCUAGAAAAAAAUAGCUGAUCUUAACAUAAUUAAAUGAUUUUAAAUGAAAUGGAUUGAACUUAAAUGUGCUUAACUGAAUCACAUUAGAAAUAAGGCCAAGGAUGUAUCCUUUACCUAAAAUAACAUUAAUUUUACUAAUUUACUUGACUCAAUAAAAAUGUAUA